Molecule: messenger RNA, 1475 nt
Organism: Toxoplasma gondii ME49
Lineage: Eukaryota; Apicomplexa; Conoidasida; Eucoccidiorida; Sarcocystidae
Exons: 2
Coding region: 420-755 (111 amino acids)
Source: RefSeq, a predicted model, not a curated record
ACAUUUAUUCUCGACUGGCCGUUCGUUUAAGUUUUGGGGAUUUUCUUCAAGGUUUUAUCGAAACGCGUUAAGGUUAGAUCUUGCAUCGGUUUUUUCCUUCUUUAACUUCCGCUGGAGCGACAGCCACGGGGCCGUCCCUUUUCCGUAGGGAAUUUCAUCUUGCGACAUCACCUGAAUUUCGGGGUUCCGUGGCGCCUUUCUUGCAUGCCAUUCUCACCUUCAGCCGUUUGCACUUCGCUCUCUUUUCUCCCCUCUCUGUCUCCGUUCGCGUGUUUUGCCGGUCUUCUUCCCUAUUUCUCUCUUUGACAUUUCUUCCAUUGGCAUUUUCCACAAGUUGUACUCGGGUAAUCUUUACGUAGUCUCGUUCUCGAGCUUGCUGUUGUCUCCUCUCUCUUAGUUUCCUCGUUUCCACUCACAGAAUGGCUUUCGAAGGAUUUCGCCGAUUUGAUCCCGAGCGUCCGAACUACCGCUACUUUCCGAAUCGCACGCGAGCGCAGACGGUGUGGCUGUCCUGGGGCGUCUUUGCUCUUGGCGGGCUCGUUGGUCUGCUCUAUCUGAAGUUCUCCGAGUCAAGACAACAGGACCUAGCUCGACAUUAUUCUGAAAUCGCGCGGCACGAUGGCGUGACUCAGACGGCAUUCAAUCAGAUCCAGAAUCAAAACAACUACUUCCAGGGAGUGCUCCAGAACGCCCGUCGCCGUGAUCUAGGCCUUCCUACCCCAAGGGUUCCCCUUCAGAUUGAAGAAGAAAAAUAAUCAAGAACCAACACUUCUUCGACGGUCAGAAAUCCUUUUAUGGCAAAGACUGCAGUUUUCAGUCUAUGUUGCACAGGAACUGUGACUGUCGGCAACUGCUCCUCUCCCGUCGGUUCGGUGAAGAAAAAAUUGGCGAACGCGGCCUGAGAGAGUGACUGAUGUGUUGUAUAAAGCGAUUGCUGCGAUUUAUUACAGGCGGAUCGACGGGGAAGUGGACCAGAGGUCUUCCGUUGUGGUAGAUGUGGGCGACACAUAUAUAUGUGUGCAUGUGCCUUGUACCACGUUUCCUAGUGGGUUGCUUGAUAGCGUGGUAAAUGAAUAAGAGGUUCGAGAAGCAAAGACGCACCCGUGUGCGCACGCAUACAGGCAUCCCGCGUGUAUAUUCUGAAUUCGUCGAGCGUGGACAUUCUUGUGAACGAACGCAGGUAUCGUUUUUCGAAAACAGCAGGAAGUGCAAACUGAGCACAUGCACUGAACGAAGAAGAGGGUAAACACCAAUGAGUAUUUUUUGGUGAGACAGCUGUAGAUAGACGUGCACUCAGUGCGGCGACGAUCAGACCAGAGUGGUGUGGAUUAGAACAAACGACAAGUGGACAGUUUGAGGAACUCACUGUGAACGCACUGUUGCAGACAAAAACCAAUAUAAUCAGUGAAACCCUCUGUUGUGUUUUCCGGAGCCUGAAUUCCGUUGUGCGUUUCCCAGCUUGCAAUCCUCUUUCU